ACAUAAUCUAUUGUCUAUGGGAAAUGGCCACAUUAGUCCACGUUUUACACCAUAAUCAUUCAUCUGAAGCGACUAGUGAGUGUUUGUUAUCGAAAUGUCUAUUCUAUUCACACUUUCACAGGGUUUUAUAAUAUAAUGUAUUGGCCUUUGCUCAUUAGGUACAUGGAAGUUGAGUAAUCUGGUUGGCAGUACAGUUGAUAACCUCUAGGCACUAGUCUAUACAACUACUCAAGUACUCUAGUAGUUUUAAUAGUUAUUAAAUUUAUUAACUAUACAAUAUUUCAGGGGGGAUGGUUGGACCCCCAAAACACCCCUUAUAUACGGAUUGGCACGAUAGUAUACUUGCGUCACAGUCGUUCUGUCAGUUCUGUGCUUGAGGUGUGCUGUGUGCAGCAAGCUGCAGUAGUGCUGUGUAGUGUGUGCGCUGGGUAUCUAUUCUAUAUUAUUAUCGUUAUCUUUAGCCCACGAGUUGUGUUAUCAAUUUAUCAUCGUAAAUAUUUUGAGUUUUACUUAUUAACUGCAAUAGAUUUUUAAACGGUUUUAAAAUUUAUUUACACAAUUACAUUUAAGUCUUAAAUUACCUUUAUAUUAUUAGGAAAUAAUAUAUAAAAUUGUAUAUAUUUGUAAAUACCUCUAGUUGUUAUUCACUGAAAAUGGAACCAUUAGAUCCCUAUGAUAAUCCCAUAAAAUGUAUUUUUGUUUGCCAUUUCCAUCACACCGCUGGACCAAAGAUUUUGUGUCAGGUGCCAAAAGAUUUUUUGAGCAAGGAUACGUUUGAGACAGUUAGUGUGUACAUGAUACCUAAAGGUCAACUCCAAAAAUUUAUAAUUACUAUAACAACAAGGGACAACAAAAUUUUGGGUUAUCCAAUUCAAAUUAAUGAUCAAAAAUAUCUUCGUAAUGCAUACUAUUUUAAUUUGUGUUUUGUUUGCGAUCACAAUUCUCAUACAUUACAUUAUGAACCCAUUGUAAAAAAAUUAUCUACUUUUUUGUUAAACUUAGAAAUAGAAGAUAAUUUUCUGUCUAAAAGUGAUCAAUCAGAAAAGUCUCAAGAAGAAUUAUUAUGUCUGAUGAGUCAAGUUAUGCAAGAUUUAAACCUGCACAAAAGAUGUAAAUUAAUAGCUCGGCAAUCCAUUAUCUAUUUAAAUGUUAUUGAAGUUUCACGUAAUCCACCUACUCCAUUGGAUUUUGAUGUUCCAUUAUUAGUAUCUGAAAUAGAUUUUUUAGAUGAACAGUGGGAUUUAACGACCAGACAAGUAGCCCCAUUUAUUGAUGGAGUAAACCAUGUAUCUAAAAUUUCUAAACUUUCCAAAUUGGAUAUUGAAGUGGUCGCCGCUUGUAUUCAAAAUCUAGUUUAUUGUAAUGCUGUUUCAUUAGUAGAUUUAUUUCGUUAUAGUAAUAUGUAUGUAUGUACUACUAAAAUUGGACAACUUGCAAGAAAUAAAAGUCGUUAUGAUGAAGCAAUUAGUGCUAUAUCACGACCAGGUGGACCAAAAGCAACAUUCAAAGACAUAUUCACUGUAUUUUCUGCAAUGAGGCAAGGAUCACGAUUUAUUGAUGUCUGUUUAAGGUAUAAUCCAGUUUCAAUAAAUAUUGAUGAAAGAAAUUUAGUACUCUACGGGCUUGCUAAUGGUUACAUUCGCCAGUUGAGAAAGUAUCCUGUGGUAUUAAAAGAAAAAGAUGUUGAUAAAACAUUUAUGGGGAACUACUAUAAUGGCCUAAAUUCACUCAAUAUAAUUAGCUGUUUUACGAAUUCAGAUGUAUAUCAGUUGGAUGAAGAAAUUGAAAGGGACAUAAGAAUAGUAUCAGUAUGGAAAUAGCUAGAAACUAUUAUGUUAAAAAAUAUAUAUUGAAGUAUGUAAACUGUAAUGUAUAAUAUCAUAAGAAAAACGAAUUUUUAUGAUUAAUGGAAAUAUUGUUAUAAAUUAUUUAUUAUUGUUUGGCAUUAAAUAUAAAAGAUAAUUUUUUUUACAUUUA
Messenger RNA from Aphis gossypii (cotton aphid), 1977 nucleotides. It is a transcript of the gene Nprl2, whose product is annotated as GATOR complex protein NPRL2. Gene Ontology annotation, biological process: negative regulation of TORC1 signaling; positive regulation of autophagy; cellular response to amino acid starvation. The transcript has 9 exons. Gene Ontology annotation, molecular function: GTPase activator activity. The record is from RefSeq and is a predicted model, not a curated record. Gene Ontology annotation, cellular component: GATOR1 complex; vacuolar membrane. NCBI's taxonomy places the organism in Eukaryota, Metazoa, Arthropoda, Insecta, Hemiptera, Aphididae. The coding region runs from base 654 to 1820 and encodes 388 amino acids.